AUUUUCCUAACAUGCGCCGAAUGCGCACGAUCUCCGCCCUCCAUUCGAAAUCAAGACGGCUGCCGUCACGCCAAAUCGGGCCGCUCAUUUUAGCACCCAGCACUAGCAGUUAGAGAGAAAAAGCGCCAAUAAAAUAUCCGUAUCUUCCUUUUUCGGUAUUUUAUUCUGAGCUUUUCGGCAACAAGCGAAGGAAAUUCACUCUCACUUUACAUAUAAGUAAUUUAUGUGCGAAGGAAAUGAUAUAGAAGUGUAGGUACUGGGUAGAUUGGUGGGGGGCUAAAGUGCGCCGGAUUGGGGACGGUGCCGACGUGGCGGCUUGGGUACCGUUGGAUUGGGGUUGCCUAUUUCAGCUGCUCGCGGAGCUUCCCUGCCAUGAUUGAUUGCGAGAAUUGUCAACUAGUUGAUGAAUUGACGCAGCUGCCUAUUUGAUUUUGACGUCGGAGGUGUUGGUUUGGUUUGUGAUGAUCUGGAGAAAUCGAAGUUUGUGGUGGAUUUUGGUGGUGUACUGUAUUGGAUUGGAGUAAUUUUGACCUUUUUUUUUUGUCGGCGGUUUAUCGAUUGGGGUUUUUGAGGUGUGGGAUGGAGUUACUCUAGCGCUUAUUGUUUUAGGGGGCCCAUUUCAACCCUAGUUCGUUAUUGAGGCUGAUAAGAGUGAUGGAGAAGAGUGAGAUGGGGAAGACCGGGGAUGGGUUUAUUGAUCGGAGUAAAGUGAGGAUUUUGUUGUGUGAUAAUGAUGUGAAAAGUUCUGAGGAGGUUUUUACACUUUUGUGUAAAUGUUCUUAUCAAGUGACUGCUGUAAAGUCACCAAGACAGGUGAUUGAUGCACUGAAUGCAGAGGGGCCUGAUAUAGAUAUUAUUCUUUCUGAGGUAGACCUUCCAAUGUCUAAAGGACUGAAAAUGUUAAAAUAUAUUAUGAGGGACAAAGAGUUGAGACGAAUUCCUGUGAUAAUGAUGUCAGCUCAAGAUGAGGUUCCCCUUGUUGUCAAGUGCCUGAAAUUUGGAGCAGCUGACUAUCUAGUGAAGCCAUUACGUACAAAUGAGCUGUUGAACUUGUGGACUCAUAUGUGGAGAAGAAGGAGAAUGCUUGGACUUGUGGAGAAGAACAUCAUAAGUUAUGAUUUUGAUCUGGUGGUUUCAGACCACAGUGAUGAUGCUAACACCAAUAGCACUACCUUAUUUUCGGAUGACACAGAUGACAAGUCCCGAAAGAGUACUAACCCAGAGAUGUGUGUCUCAACUCACCAAGAAGAUGAGAUAGAUACCACCACAACUGCUCCUAUAGCUACUGUAGAUGAGGCUCGGCGGGAGUGUCAGCCUGAUGUGCCAGGAAUAAGUGACAGGCGUACAUAUGAAAUGAGGAUAGGACAAAUUUUACCUUUUUUAAGGAAGAAUGAAUUCAAGAUAGGUGAAUCAUCUGCUUUCUUCACCUAUGUCAAAUCCAGCAUAUCCAAAAGCACAAACCAUGGGUCUUCUUCUGUUCCUGAAAAUACAGCUCAGCAUGUGAGCUUUGUGGAGAAUCACAUACUGAAUGGUGAAGUGGGUUUUAGCAUCGAAGCAGAAAAGACCAUACUGAAUGGUGAAGUGGAUUUGAGCGUCCAACGAGAAAAAACUCAUGAGACCCUCGAAAACCAGUUGCCGCCAGAUGAACAACCAAGCAGUAGUAGUGCUCCUGAAUCGUUUAUUAUGGACAGGUCAUGCACUCCUCCUAAAUCACUGGAUAUAUCUCAACAGAGGAACUCAAAGGAGUUCUCUCAGGAGCAUAUGCAUUUAGGAAAUGAUUCUCCUAAUGAUGUGACUGGAUCUUACCCAUAUCCUUAUUACAUGUCUGGAGUAGCAAAUCAAGUGCCCAUGUCAUCAGCAUCUAUGUAUCCUAAGAUCAACCACGAUAUAAGCAACCGUGCUAAUUCUGCUUUGAUUCCUCAGUACAAUCAUGUUCCACAAUGUCCUCCUCACAUCCCUGGAAUGGCAUCUUAUCCUUACUACCCGUAUGGUAUAUGCUUACAACCAGGUCAAAUGCCUAGUCCACAUCCAUGGCCAUCAUUUGGAAAUUCUACGUCCAGUGAAGUGAAGUUAAGUAAAGUUGACCGUAGAGAGGCGGCACUGUUGAAGUUUAGGCAGAAACGGAAGGAAAGAUGCUUCGACAAGAAGAUCAGGUAUGUGAAUAGGAAAAAACUAGCAGAGCGUAGACCUCGUGUAAGGGGCCAGUUUGUGAGGAAGGUGAAUGGUGUUGACGUGGAUCUUAAUGGCCAACCUGAAGAUGAUGAGGAAGAAGGGGAAGAAUAUGAUGAGGAUGAUCAAACUGCUAAUAUGGAACUUUCACACGAGGAUGGUGUGUCCAUGUGCCAAUAAUGAUCCUUACCCAAUGAAGCCUGCAGAAACAGAAAGCAUGCGGGUCUUGUUGCUCACUGUUGAUUAGUACAGAUAACAUGUGACAGAUCCUCUCCGAUCAUCACCAAAUGGUUUUGCAUUCAUCUUUGAGAUCUUCCACGUGUAAUCAUAAAAGAUAAAUAUCUCUGGACAUGAAGGUAGGAGUACGUAGAGCUAUUCUUGGAGAUUCUCGUUGGGUCUGGGCUGAGGAGACGAUUUGUGGAUUUCUGCAAGUUCUUUAACUGUCUCUCAUUGGAUUCUCGAGAUUGAGGAAAAAGGUAAAGUUAGAUAUAUCAUAUCUGGAUUAAUUUCCAACAGCGACACUUACAGACCGCUUAUAUUUUAGCUGAAACUAUUGCCAUCCUACCCACAGUGGAUGAUAUAUAAGACCCAUUUCUGAAGUGCUAAGGGUAUCUUUACCAUGAGAAUUUAGCUAUGACUUCCCUUUUACAUGACUUGUUUCUAAAUAUAACAAAAUUUGUGUUGUGUUUGUUUGCUACAUAUGUUUUGAUAUGGUUGAUACAGAAUAAGAUAUUCUAUAA
Messenger RNA from Salvia hispanica, 2909 nucleotides. Its product is annotated as two-component response regulator-like APRR1. Gene Ontology annotation, molecular function: protein binding. The record is from RefSeq and is a predicted model, not a curated record. Lineage: Eukaryota; Viridiplantae; Streptophyta; Magnoliopsida; Lamiales; Lamiaceae. Gene Ontology annotation, biological process: phosphorelay signal transduction system; cytokinin-activated signaling pathway.